This is a messenger RNA of Gossypium raimondii (Peruvian cotton), 2063 nucleotides long. RefSeq names its product 3-hydroxy-3-methylglutaryl-coenzyme A reductase 1. The record is from RefSeq and is a predicted model, not a curated record. Gene Ontology annotation, molecular function: hydroxymethylglutaryl-CoA reductase (NADPH) activity; protein binding. Gene Ontology annotation, biological process: coenzyme A metabolic process; isoprenoid biosynthetic process; sterol biosynthetic process. The transcript has 3 exons. Gene Ontology annotation, cellular component: endoplasmic reticulum membrane; peroxisomal membrane. Lineage: Eukaryota; Viridiplantae; Streptophyta; Magnoliopsida; Malvales; Malvaceae. Bases 105 to 1787 code for a protein of 560 amino acids.
UCCUCCGCAUUUGCUCCUUAAUUAUCGCUUCAAUUCCUUUUGGCAAUUUCCUCUCACCUACUACUACUCCUGUCCGUACUGUCUAUUUCGUCGGAGAUUUUUUAAUGGACGUUCGACGGCGACCUUCUAAAGCACUUCGACCAGCUCCAAAGGAGCCGUCAUCCGCACCGGAACCUACUGGUGCCAAGGCAUCGGAUGCUCUCCCGCUCCCUCUUUACUUCACUAACGCUCUUUUCUUCACGCUUUUCUUCUCGGUGGCGUACUACCUCCUCCUCCGGUGGCGGGACAAGAUCCGUAACUCUGUUCCCCUUCACGUCGUCACUUUCUCCGAACUGGCAGCUAUUCUUUCCCUCAUCGCCUCCUUUAUAUACCUCCUUGGUUUCUUCGGUAUCGACUUUGUCCAGUCGUUCAUUGCUCGCGCCUCCAACGAGGCCUGGGACCUUGUCGACGAAGAAGAAGGUGAGGAUCAUCGUCACCGGCUGAUGGCUUGCUCUCCUUCUAUGGCCGACCAUAUAAUUCCGGCGGUUUCCUCCGCCGAAGACGAAGAAAUAGUGGAUUUGGUUGUCAAGGGAACAAUCCCUUCAUACGCGCUGGAAGAACAACUCGGGGAUUGCAAGAGAGCGGUUCGAAUUCGAAGAGAGGCGUUGCAGAGGAUUACUAGGAGGUCGUUGCAAGGCUUACCUUUGGAUGGCUUCGAUUAUGGCUCUAUUUUGAAGCAGUGCUGCGAAAUGCCAGUAGGAUACGUUCAGAUUCCUGUGGGGGUUGCGGGGCCAUUGCUCCUCGAUAGUUUUGAGUACAUUGUGCCAAUGGCUACCACUGAGGGCUGCAUUGUUGCAAGCACCAAUAGAGGAUUUAAGGGUAUUUAUGCAUCCGGUGGCGCCACCAGCACUAUUCUGAGGGACGGUAUGACCAGAGCUCCAGUCGUUCGGUUCCCUUCAGCUUCUAGAGCUUGCCAUCUCAAGUUUUUCCUCGAUAAUCCUUCAAAUUUUCAGACAUUGGCCGACGAAUUCAACAAGUCAAGUAACUUUGCAAGGCUUCAGGGUGUCCAAUGUUCCAUUGCUGGUAAAAAUCUCUAUAUGAGAUUUAGCUGCACCACAGGGGAUGCUAUGGGGAUGAACAUGGUUUCAAAGGGAGUCGAGAACGUCCUUGCAUACCUUCGAAAUGAGUAUCCGGACAUGGAUAUUAUCAGUAUCUCUGGAAACUUCUGUUCCGACAAGAAACCUGCCGCUAUUAACUGGAUUGAAGGGCGAGGGAAAUCGGCGGUGUGUGAAGCAGUUAUCAAAGAAGAAGUACUGAAGAAGGUUUUCCGAACCAGUGUCGCUACACUCGUAGAGCUCAACAUGCUCAAGAACCUAGCCGGUUCGGCUGUCGCCGGUGCUCUCGGUGGAUUUAAUGCCCAGGCAAGCAACAUCGUCUCUGCUAUAUUCAUAGCAACCGGACAAGACCCGGCCCAAAAUGUCGAAAGCUCCCAUUGCAUUACCAUGAUGGAAGCUGUCAAUGAUGGGAAAGAUCUUCACAUAUCUGUGACUAUGCCUUCCAUUGAGGUCGGAACCAUAGGGGGCGGAACUCAACUUGCAUCACAGUCUGCAUGCCUGGAUUUGCUUGGAGUAAAGGGCGCUAGUAAAGAACUACCAGGCGCAAACUCAAGGCUCUUGGCAAAGAUCGUGGCCGGCUCCGUCCUGGCGGGGGAACUUUCCUUAAUGGCUGCAAUAGCCAGUGGUCAGCUUGUCCAGAGUCACAUGAAAUACAACCGGUCCACCAAAGAUGUAUCCAAAGUUGGAUCAUAACAAGGUAUAAAGAUUAUGUUGGAGUUGUAAGUAGCAUGAAUCGGCAUGGUUUGAGGGUACGAAUCGUUUAGCCAUAUGGCAGAAUCACCCUCCAAGAUAUUUGGUCCUUUUUAUUGUGUCCACACUGUGAAUUCUUAAUUGCCCCUUUCUUUUAGUUUCUGGCAUGUGUGUGUAGUUUUGCUUUAUGAACUUGCCAAUCAACUCAAUUGAGUAGGCAAUGGUUUAUUCCUAUGAUGUGAGAAAAUAACUAAACAACCUUUCAAAUUGUUAGAUUUA